Messenger RNA from Eriocheir sinensis (Chinese mitten crab), 2207 nucleotides. RefSeq names its product protein misato homolog 1-like (gene mst). The record is from RefSeq and is a predicted model, not a curated record. Gene Ontology annotation, biological process: mitochondrion distribution. The coding region runs from base 456 to 2183 and encodes 575 amino acids. The transcript has 11 exons. NCBI's taxonomy places the organism in Eukaryota, Metazoa, Arthropoda, Malacostraca, Decapoda, Varunidae. Gene Ontology annotation, cellular component: cytoplasm.
CCAAGAGUUGUUUACCUCCUCGGCCUGACUCACGCAUCAGCUGUUCUGUCUUGUCUCCUCCAUGUGACUGCCAUUGAAGGGACAGCGCCCGCCUCUCACACUGCAGGGCGAGGACAUUUGCAUUAAAAGGGUGAAGAGGUACAACUUAACAAACCAACGAAGGUGUCCAGGCCCUCUUGGAGAAGUGCACCCUCAUCAGUGGUUUGUACUACCACUCUAAGCACCAAACUAUCAUCAGCAAAGUCUUGUGGAAGAGUUAGUUGUUGAAAGUGGAUCAUUGAUAUAUAAUACAAAGAAAAGUGGACUCAGAACAGUGCCUUGCGGGACACCGGCAAAGACAGGGUUUAGUGUCAGAUGAAGAGCCGUCAAGAAAAACACGUUGAGUCCUGUUUGUGAGAGAUGCCAUGAAGAGAGAAUGAGCAAGUACAAGUAUUACUGUUGAUAAGAAGAGCAACAUGUCCAAGGUCACGAGGGAGCUGAUCACCCUCCAAGUGGGCUGCUAUGCAAAUUUUGUUGGCACUCACUGGUGGAAUCUUCAGGAAGCCAGUUUUGUGUACAACACCUCAACACCUACAGACAUCAACCAUGACUUUCUCUUUCGGGAAGGCAUCACCUCACAGAGGCAAGAAACUUACACACCACGUCUCUUGGCCAUAGACUUGAAAGGCUCCCUGCACAGCCUGCCAAGCCAUGGCACUCUGUAUAGUGAUCUUGGAGAACCGUCCACCAGCGAGGCUUCCUGGGGUGGCCAGGUGGAGCUCAUUCACCAGCUGCCUCAAGAAAAAAAUGACUUCCUGAAGGACCUUGAGCAAGAAGAUGUAAGAUUUCGAGGCCUUGUAGAUGAAGACAAAGAUAUCUGCAUUGAUGACUCAAAAAUCUCUGAAACUGACACUGCCUCAAAAAAAAUCUAUGAUCUGUCUAAAUCCGUGCAAGUUUGGUCUGACUUUCUACGUCCACAUCUGCAUCCCAACGCCAUAUAUCUCAUUGACAAUUUACUGCCCAGUGUUGGAAGAGCUGCAGCAGGGAGCACUGGGGGCACCUGGGGGGGAUUUUCCUCCGGACAUUCUGCAUUUCAGAGAGAGGAAGUGGAGGAAGAAAUCACUGACAGAAUACGGUGUUUGGCAGAGUCUUGCAAUAGUUUACAGGGUUUCCAGCUGCUAAGUGACAUCCAUGACGGGAUGGGAGGAGUCAGCUGUGGGAUCCUGCAGCAUCUAGCCGAUGAAUACGGUUCCAAGGACUCCAUAACAUUCACUACAUCACCGCCACAUCUCGCUCCGUCAACGGAUCCAGCCAGAAUACUGAUGCAAGCCUCCAUCAUUCAGUCUUAUGCUGAACUGAGCCAGCUGUCAAGUGUGUUGAUUCCCCUCAACCUGCGGAAGAGUGUGCUGGACUUUGAAGCUCCCUACUCAGCGUUUCAACACUUGACAAUGAAGGAAUAUAAUGCAUAUGUGACAAGCAGCAUCAUGGCAGCAUUCCUGGACACUGUAAGCAUGGCGUACCGCAGCCGCACUUUGCCUCUGCCGCUUGCAAAUGUGGUAGACAUUUUGACCCCGGCAAGAAGAAAAGUUGCAGGAGGCAGCUUGGCAUUCCCUCUUGGCAUAAGCUCAACCCAGAGUUUGUCCGACUGGCUGCACCAAGAACAAAAGUCUUCCUUUGUGUCCUUGAGUUCGGGAUGUAACUUCAACUUAGAACCAGUCAGUGAAGUUCUUACAAUCAGAGGUAUUCCAGCAUCCAGGUUGAACAGACCUGAUGCAAAGAGGAGUGGCGGAAGAGUUUUUGCAAGUGCUGAUCAACUUUAUAAAGAUUUUCUGCAAACCUCCCUCAAGCCCCCAAGCUUUCGAUAUGUGGUGGGUGCCGUGGAUCCUGUGAAGACUCCUGCACCCUUCCCAAACAUCUUUACUCCAUCAGUUACAGACGAAGGUUAUAUAGACAUCUAUCAGAAAACUCCACUACAAGGAGUGAGCAGUGUCCCUUGUUCGGCUGGGUUGCACCAGAGCAAAGGCUUGGCCGACUUGCUCCAGCAGCUGCUGACGGCUGCAAAGAAAUUUGACGUGAUGAAACAUCCAUCAUUACUAGAAGAAGGUGUGGACAAGGACAGCUGGGUAGGGAUGACUGAGGAUCUGCAGGAUAUGACUUAUAAUUAUUGUGGUGAUAGUGAAGAGAUUACUUCUGAUGAUGACUGAUUUAAUGAAAAUAUUAGAAUAAUA